AUCUGUUGACGCGCGUGUGCUAAAUUUGAAACAUAAAAAUAUGGAUCUUUGAAAAUUCUAGUUGAUUUGUUGAAUAUAAACACAAAACAUUACAAAUACAAUUAGAUAUAGAAAUGUGAAAUUAUUUGUGAGUUAACGAACUUCGUCCGCAGGUCACCGGCGAAGUAAAUCGGCUAUCAUAUCUCCACAAUGGAACAGGAAGAUGAAUUCGAGCCUACGUUUAAGACAUCUCCGGAUGAAUUACCCAAAAUACACAAAAAAUGCAACCACAACCGUCCACACACCAGUCCACAUGUAUCAUCAGAAACAACAAUUCCGUCUACAUCGGGCCUUCAAACGAAGCAAGACAGAGACAGCAUGAGAAAAAAUGACGACGAAACAAAUGAUGCGAAAGAGAAAGAAAACCAGGGCUCGCUAUCUGAUUGGGUGUCGGGGGGACCGAUCGGAUCCAAGGGCGCCGUACUUAUAUUCAGAUCCUGCGUUCUCGCAUCGAGAACACCCUCAAUGGAGUCAACGACGAAAACAGUCGGAAACAAUACAGGGACCACCAUAUUGUUAAACAAGGCAAAGAACAUGGCGAAGAGAUUGGUAGCCGAGCCGCACUCUUUCAGUGUGAGACCAAAAAAUAUUAUGCAUGACGUAAUGGAGACGUUUGGGAAUAGCAAUAAGUAUACAGGGCAAGCUUAUGUUGUUAGGCACGUUAGUGAAGCCGAGAUGCCUGAAGCGGAGUCGGUGGAGGAGCAGGGACACGAGCCUGCGGAACACAAGAGAGAUAUCGAUGACGUCCUGAACGAUCUGAGUAAGAUAACGCUUAAGAAGAAUCUCAAUAUAGAAAACACCACCGCCAAUAUUAAGCCUCCAGAGGAACCACCGCCAAUUAAAGACACUAAAGAAGAAAAAAAAGGAAAAAAGAGUAAAGGCAAGUAUAAACGGAAGAACACACACAUGCAAAGGACUUUGUCUCCGACUUACGAGAGCGACGACUCUGAACAAAUGCUAGUUAAAGAUGUAGAUAGCGUUAAGGUAUUAGAUAGUUGUCACAUGCCAGCUCGCGUGCUGAAGAUAACGUAUAAGUUGGUCAAUACCGAGACUAAGCUUUUGCACCGACUCCUCCAAGCUCAUGGUCUCACAGAAACCUCGCAAGAUUCGAAGGAUUUCAACUUGAUGUGGGCAGGAUUACAUCCCAAGCCCGAUGUACUGCGAUCACUCACGCCUUAUCAACGGGUUAACCAUUUCCCUAGGUCCUACGAACUGACGCGCAAAGAUAAACUGUUCAAGAAUAUUGAAAAAAUGCAGUACUUUCGUGGCUUGAAACACUUCGACUUUAUACCUACUACUUUCUUGAUGCCAAUUGAAUAUAAAGAGCUCUGUACGACGCAUUAUAGGACGAAGGGUCCUUGGAUAGUCAAGCCGGCAGCUUCCAGCCGAGGUCGGGGUAUAUACAUAGUGAAUACGCCAGAACAAAUACCUAAAGGAGAGAACGUUGUCGUAGCGAAGUACAUCGACAAACCUCUGCUAAUCGGCGGUCACAAGUGCGACCUCCGCUUGUACGUCUGCGUUACUUCGAUCGACCCUCUUCUGAUAUACCUAUACGAGGAAGGCCUCGUCAGAUUCGCAACUGUCAAGUAUGAUAAGACGAAUAAGAACCUCUGGAACCCCUGCAUGCAUCUCUGCAAUUACAGCAUCAAUAAGUAUCACACGGACUAUAUCAAGUGCGACGACCCAAAUGCAGGCAACAUAGGUCACAAGUGGACACUCUCAGCUCUACUUCGUCACUUACGCAAACAGGGACGGAACACGGCGGCUUUAAUGGCUGCCAUUGAGGAUCUAGUGGUGAAGUCCAUCCUUUCCUCAGCGCAGACUAUCACCGCCGCGGCUAGGGUCUUCGUGCCCAACCAUUUUAACUGUUUCGAACUGUUCGGGUACGAUAUUCUAAUAGAUGACAUGCUGAAACCUUGGUUACUGGAAAUCAAUUUAUCGCCAAGCUUAGCCUGUGAGAGUCCAUUGGACGCAAGGGUCAAAUCUGCGCUAUUAGCUGAUACGCUGACCCUAGUGGGGCUACCCGCUGUACCCAUGGCGAAGAAUGAGGCCUCGCCCCAGAACAACUCGCUAAGAAUGAGGAUAGGGGCUUGUCGUCGAGUGCACUCAGCGGAAAACACGUGCGUGCGCGGGAAAAUCCCCACAAACGGGGGUACACAAGCUCUAGCGGGGGGAGUGGGGGGAGUGGGGGGAGCGGCCCUCACGGGGGAGGAGCUCCGGCUGGUGCGCGCUGUGAGGGCUCAGUACGCGCGUCGGGGUGGUUUCGUACGGAUCUUCCCUAGUCAAAACUCUUGGCAGAAAUAUGCUCAGUAUCUCGACCCAGUGUCGGGCGUGCCGCUGUGCUCCACGUCCCUCAACAACAGCGCGCCCUACGGCGUGCAGCAGCACAACUACAACCUGCUGGUGCACACGCACGUGCUGCCGCACUUCCGCCACGCCGCCGCCGCCGCGCCCGAAACGCCGCAGAGGUUGCAACGCUACGAGGCGGCGGAGUGGGCGGGGGCGGCGCCCGCCGUCCAGCUGGACUCCGCCCCCGCGCCCCCCGCACACGACUCGCGGAGGGCUAAAGCACUACUCAAGCAGCAGCUGGCAGAGGGCAUGCGACUCACCACGGGCUCGGCGCGGCGCGCGUUCGGGCUGUACCUGUCGCACGUGCUGAAGCGCCUGUCGGCGCCGGCCGGCGAGCGCGGCGCGCAGCACGCCGCGCUGCUGGCGCGCUUCCUGCGCCGCGCCGCCGCCUCGCUGCGCACGCCCUACGCGCUCAAGAGCCCACCAGCUAAAAUGUGCGACAAGGACCGUUGCGCGGUAAUAGCAAAGCAGUUGAACGAUUUUCUCUACAUGUACUAUCGGGAAACAGACCUGUACACCGACAGUGAAGACCGCGAAGGAUGCGUCUCCAACAUACAUUUCGCACAGUUCCUAUACUCUGCCAGUGAGGCAGAUUUAGAAGAGGUGUUGCUGCUACUGCUACACAACGAGAACUACGUCGCUACGUUCCUCGGGGACGGCCGCAGCAGCGCCUUCUGUGUCGACGUGCCUCCAGAGCGGCGAGCCGCCGCGCCCCCGCGACACACGCUACUGCGGCACCUGGCCGCCCUGGCGCACCUCAACUGCAGGAGAUACCGACCAGAAAUGGAGACAUCGAGUCGAUCGGAGCCAGAAGAACCCGCGUCCACCGACAGUGUCCCACCGCCCUUCAUCAGCUCGGACGUGGUGAUCAAGGACUCCCUAAAGGAAGAGAAACCUCUCAACGUCGCCCUAAAGUACGCCAGAUCAUAGCGAUGUAAUGCCCUAGUUCAUACAAUAGCCAGGUAAUUACUUCCAGACCAAUAAAACUUAUGGGUAAAAUAUUACUCUACAGGAACUACUCUGCCGUUUAAUCAUUUUUUUUUUUUUGUAGAAAUUAUUUCAAUAAUAAUUUGAAACAUUUGAAGAUAUAAAUCGCUAGUUUACAACGAAAUAUGCAGUUUAUUUUAAUGCAAAAAAUUUCUAUAGCAUUGUCACAUACGUCCAUAGAUGCACACGGUAAUAAUUUAAAUACUUAACAAACGUAACUUGAAUACGAUAAAAAUAAAGCAAUAAUUAUAGAUAUAGAAAAGAAUUUCUAAAGUUACCACUAUAUUAUAGUAAAUCAAGAGUGAAUAGGCAUCUUCUAGGCAAGCGCGCACCACCUUAGGCUGCAUCUUCACUUGC
This is a messenger RNA of Melitaea cinxia (Glanville fritillary), 3732 nucleotides long. It is a transcript of the gene TTLL5, whose product is annotated as tubulin polyglutamylase TTLL5. Gene Ontology annotation, biological process: protein polyglutamylation; microtubule cytoskeleton organization. The transcript has 17 exons. The record is from RefSeq and is a predicted model, not a curated record. The coding region runs from base 190 to 3318 and encodes 1042 amino acids. NCBI's taxonomy places the organism in Eukaryota, Metazoa, Arthropoda, Insecta, Lepidoptera, Nymphalidae. Gene Ontology annotation, cellular component: cilium. Gene Ontology annotation, molecular function: tubulin-glutamic acid ligase activity; tubulin binding.